Naegleria fowleri is the source of this 1179-nucleotide messenger RNA. RefSeq lists its product as uncharacterized. Bases 1 to 1179 code for a protein of 392 amino acids. The record is from RefSeq and is a predicted model, not a curated record. NCBI's taxonomy places the organism in Eukaryota, Heterolobosea, Eutetramitea, Acrasida, Naegleriidae. Gene Ontology annotation, biological process: proteasome-mediated ubiquitin-dependent protein catabolic process; regulation of proteolysis. Gene Ontology annotation, molecular function: ubiquitin protein ligase binding. The transcript is spliced from 2 exons. Gene Ontology annotation, cellular component: cytoplasm.
AUGUUCUUGACAGGAUCCAACAAGUGUGGUCAAUUAGGUACAGGAGAAGGUCAACGAGUGGACAAAUUUACGCGCACAUUCAAACAUCGUGUUAAGGCUGUAUAUUGUGGCAGAGACACCUUAAUGGUGGAGGCUGAAGAUAGAGAGUAUAAUGAAGCUAUUUACGAUGACACUUUUGGAAAGAUGUUGAACUUUGAAGAUUCGAAUUUGAUUCCUCUUCUUGAUUCAUUCAUUAUUUGUAGCGAUGGAAAGAAAUUCCCCAUUCUCUACGACUUUGUGAUAACACGCUUUCCACUCCUAGAGAAGUAUUCAAAAGAGGUCACAGAAGAGAGCAGUGUAGGCUCCUCCACAGAACCUCCUACCAAGAAGAGAAAAUCUGGUGGUGAUGAUAGAACCAUGAAGAUAAUUGACUUAACUCCUAUUGCAACACUUUCGAGCAAUUCUAUUCUAAAGCUAUUAACAUACAUCUGUACAGACGUGGUCGAGGACAGAGAUAGCCCAAACUCUAUACAGGACGAUCUCAAAAUUAUACAGUGGAUUACAGAAAAUAGUGGCCUAGACUUCUCUGCGUCGUCUCAGGACACUUCAAACACCACUCGAUUUAUCAAAUUAAUUUUACAAAAGAUUCUUACAUCUAUCACCAACACAACAGUUGUCAAUGUAUUGGGAGCUCUCCAGGUUCUCAAAAAGCAUCCUUUGAUUAUUAACUUGUACAGACAUUGCAUUGCAUUAAUUCGAAAAAUCGAAAAGACCUAUACCAUUAGCGAAAUUGCAAACUUUGAUCAACUCUCAAGGGAGGCAUUACUGGAAACUCUAACAUAUGGAGAGAAUUAUCACUGCCUAGGCUCAAGUGACAUCUCAGUUCCUCCCUCAUCAUUUUCAACAAAUUUGGAACAAUUAUUUAACAACACUCAAAAAUCUAAUGGAAACAUGGGAGAUGUUACUUUAUUGCUCAACAAAGAAGGCACCAGGGUAUUGUAUGCUCAUAAGGCUAUCCUUGCUGUGAAAUGUGACUUUUUCAAACUUAAAUUUACUUCUGGAAUGGGUGACAUGGAUUCAAGACGGGUUGAAAUUUAUGAAUAUGCUGAUGAAAAUGAGAUUCGUGCUCAAGAGGAAUUUAUCAGAUAUCUGUACACUGACAAAGUUGAGCUCACAAAAACAAUGCCAUUAGCUUCUUGA